Messenger RNA from Soboliphyme baturini, 513 nucleotides. The record is from the annotation of a GenBank genome assembly. NCBI's taxonomy places the organism in Eukaryota, Metazoa, Nematoda, Enoplea, Dioctophymatida, Soboliphymatidae.
AUGGUCUGUCAGCUGACGGUGCGGAGCAAGUCUUCACAUCAUAAGUUGGACGGUGGAGCGGUUCGGAUCGAUUCACAUUGCGUCGAAGUUCGCAUUGGACUGACGAUCACUCGUUUAGCGCCCGCUGUCAGAGUAGGCAGUAAAACCCGCUCCGCCUUAUUCUUCUGCGUCGUGCUGGUCGCCGAACUGGGUCAGUGGACCAGUGAGAUCAGUGCCGUCGUAAUUAAUUCCAGGUCGCUGCUCGGCGGCGGCAUUCGGCUGGAUCGUCCAAAGUCUCCGUCGUUUACCGCAGAUCGUCGGUUGAUCAGCCGAGUGGACGGACGGCAGACCAUCGGGCGCCACGACAAAACACAUCCGUUGCAAAAGCCGCUUGCCGACCGCGUGUGGGCAUCGGUGAGACUGAGGGAGCGAGUGGGCGAGUGGGCGAGUGCGCGAGUGAGCGAUGUCGUGGAACACGGCGUUGCUGGCGGUCGCGUGCCUUUGUUGUCGCCUCUACGACAGCGGAGGAGAUGA